CCCGACACGUCACAUCCAAGGACGCUGGAAGGAGCUUGUUUCGAUCUGCGCACCACAGAGAGGGAACAACCGCUUCACUGAUCACAGACCUUCAAUAGUCAAUGAUUACGUUCUGAAAGCAUACUAGAGCAUUUAAUUCACAUGUUAACCAUGAAGCGCGGACUUUUUCACUUUUUAAUAACUUUCCCUCUCAUCAGUGGAUCACCUUUACAACAUAGCAUGUUCCGCGGAAACGCAUAUUCUGGCACCGAAACACGACAGAGAAAUAAAAACUGGUGCGCCUACGUCGUGCACAAGAACGUGAGCUGUGCCGUUGUUGGAGGCACGGAGAGUUUCCUGCAGCCAGAGGUUUUGCCGUGUCCACCGGAGCUGCCAAGUUGUGCGCAACAAGUGAUAUAUCAGACACACUUUAGGCCAAUGUAUAAGAUUGCAUACAAGACCAUAACAGAGCUGGAGUGGAGGUGCUGCCCGGGUUACCAGGGCCACGACUGCCGGGAGGUGAAAGACAUAAAGCUGCUUCAAGUGGAGCGUUUACCUCAUGCUCCGUCUGCCUCUGGACAUAUUCCAGUGCCACAAGCUCCAGAACAGCAAACAGAGACCCAGAGGAACCAUCCAUGGGGAAGAGCAGAGCAGUUUGCAGAUCAACCAGGUCACAGGCCACUGGAGGGUCAUGGAGCAUCUCAAAGUGUACAACACCUGGAGGAGGAGGUGCAGCGACUAUCCCACAUGGUCCUUAACAUGCAAGCAAGAAUGACAGACAUGUCCUCCAGUCUGAGACUUGAUCUCCAAGAGGAUGCCAGUAAAAUGCUGGUUACGCUGCUGAGUAACUACAGGCAGCCUGUCAGUGCCAGAGGCGCAGAGACCCACACCGUUCAGGUUCAGGACUUCUCUUUUGGACACGAGACAACGCAGAUGGACGACGUCAUGAACAAGAUCAGCCAGGUCACAGACGAUCUAGAGUCCAAGAGCAAUACCCUGGAUGACCUGCUUGGCCGUGUCAACCGUCAUGAUGGACAAAUUCAUCUGUUGAUGGAGGCCAUUCACAACCGGCUGUCGACACCCCCUCCUGCUCCCCCAGCCAGUCCUACAGACCUACAUGCCUACCUGGACGAGAAGAUCCGCGCUCUGAGAGAGGAGUUAAUGGAGGGCAUCGACAUCAAAAUGGCAGACAUGAAGAACUCCUGCGAUUAUAAAAUCAUGUCAGUUCAGGAGCAGUGUGAGGGACAAGAAACCAACUACCUCAGCCUGGCCGAGCUCAUGGACUCCAAGGAAACUGACCUGCGCAAAGAGAUCCAGGACCUUAAGACCAAGCUGGUUGAGCCAAGAAAGGAAGACACCCGUCCUGUGGAGAACCUUGAGAUCUGUCUGAACUCAUCUGAGAACACCGUAGUGAACCAGUGCCUCUCUGUUGAGGAGAAGCUGAAAAAAGAACGGGCCGAGGUUAUCAAAGACCUGAAAGAGACUCUGGAGAAAAAGCUGGCCUCCAUGGAGGACAAACUCACCACCCUUUUGGUAAAUACCAGCACCGACUCCCCAUCUGGCAGUCUUUGGACUGUUGUAGAAAACCUUCAAGAAGACUCCCAGAGCUGCAUAACUGCUGUAGAUGCUAUGGAGAGUAGUCUUAAAGGCCAGAUAAAUGGCCUUGGAGCAAUGGAGGAGCAACUCCUCAACUACAGCGGCAGUGUUGAGCACGUACACAGCGAGUUGAGCCAUCUGAAAGGGCGUGUGGGCAGGUUGGAGGACUCGCUAUCAGAUGUAGUCCACUGGCAGUCUCGGGUGUCUCUAAUCCUUAAUUCCACCUGGGGUGAAGUUAAAGCGGGGCCUUCACAGGAGGCCGAGGACCUUCUGGAGCUUCACAGGACCCAGCAUCAAGAGCUGAGAAAGCGUCUGGAUGAGCUGAGCAGGGAAGUGAAAGCCAAGGCCGACCACUGCAAGAACCACACAGAAGAUGUCGGGAAGGUGAUUGCACACAUGGACAGCCGCGUUGUUAGUGUGGAGAGUUUAUGUGGCAAGCUGGAUCCCAUCUCCAGUAGCCUCCAGAGGAUCAAAGAGGGUCUGAAUAAACACGUCACCGGGUUGUGGACUUGUGUCAACCAGCUCAAUAGCACAGUUAGAGCUCACGCACGAGAUAUCGGAGGAUUGAGGGGAACUUGUGAGAACCUCCAGAACCACAUCUCUAAUGCAGACAGAGAGCUCCAGGUGCUGAUGAACAGCAAACCUGGGAAGACAGGUGUUCAGGUUGCUGUGGAGGACGGUUUAGAUAAGAGUCCUGCUGGGGCGCUUGGUCCUCCGCUUGCCUCCAUUCCACAACCACCUGUGAUAGAGACCGGAGAGGCGGGACCCCCUGGCAAGAUGUCCUCGUCCAAGUUGCCCAAGGGGACAGUUGGCAGCAUGAUACCUGUACAAGGCUUUGCUGGAGCUCCAGCCUCUGCGGUCAAAUCUACUGGCUCGCUAAAGCCCAGCAUGCCACUCAUCUCAGAGGUGAACACGGCCCACAGACUAUCACCACAGGAACCUGCCUCUGCUUCAGGUGAGAAGGUGUCCUUCUCAGCGGGUCUGACUCUCCCUCCGUUCCAGGGAGAGAUUGGAGUCAUUCGAUUCAACAAAGUGCUGGUCAAUGAUGGAGGACACUAUGACUCUCAUACAGGUAUCUUCACAGCUCCCACCGAUGGCCGCUACCUGGUGACCGCUGUGCUCACAGCCCAGCGCGGUGACGGGGUCGAGGCCGUCCUGUCUGUGUCCAAUCAUAGCAUCCAGAGGUUGGACUCGACGGGCUUCUUUUCAGAAGGUUCGCCGCCCUCACAUGAUCGGUGUAACUGCAGCAGUUCAGCCUCACUGAGUCUGGUUCUGUCGCUGAGGAGAGGAGAUCGAGCAGGACUGGUCUUGACUGCUGGAAAACUCGGCAGCUCAGCGUCCUCUGAGAUCUUGUCAUCUUUCAGCGCUGUGCUUCUCUACCCCAGCCCAUCAAAACGGUAGCCCUGCCCUCUUUAAAGACUCCUUAUAUAAGCCAUGAGUUGAGUAUGGUGGACAUUACUUGCGACACAUUAAAGCUAAUGGGAAUAUUACAUUAUCAGAGGAGGGAAAGAAAUGUCUUUACCAGCACAGAAAAAUGUUAAAUGAGAUUAUUUCUAUUUCUCAUUAGUACUUAUACAAUAUAUAGUGUGUGUAUACAUUGCAAUUAUUUUAUAUUUUCAAUGUGAAGUUUCGUCUAUGUCUCAAAUCUUACACAUUUAUUUGUGUUCAACUGCAGUAAUCAGUUUUUCCUUAGUAUUUAAAAACUGUAUAUUUUAAGUACACCACCUAGUAAUGCUGAUGUUACUGAGUUGUGCUAAUAUUUGAAUUCCAGUUGAUCUAAUUUGUUCAUUGCUUACUUAGCAACUCAGUUAGUGUUUAUUUUAUUGGAAACAUCCUACUGUUUUACUAUUGCAUAUAUUUCUUAUUGGUGCAAAAUAAGCUUUGUUUCAAAUACGAUUUUUGUUUUAAUUAAUGCAACAAUCAUAAUUUGAUUUAACAGUUUAUUACUACAACAUUUUAUAAUAUGUAUACAGAGUUCAUACUUUACCUAUUAACUUAUAGUACUUAUACUUAAAUAAAUCAUGUUUUCUGAGCUCAACUCUUAGAAAAUCUAGUAAAUAGAAAACAGAUUAAAUGUAUUUAUCAAAACAGUCAUCCAAACAUACUUGGGCUUACAUUGUUACAUCACAAUGUAAAUUGAAUUGCCAUGAGAUAAAUUACAAUAGUCAACAGAAAACCCUUUAAGCAGCAGCAAAUCUUUCCACUAAAAAGUGAAAUAAGACUACUAAACCAAGAAAAGAAUGUGUUCUUCUCACACAAAGUUCAUCACUUUCAUAGAAAGAAUGCAUUAAACUUCACUUACAGCUGCACAACUGAGCAUGACAAGGUUAUAAACAAAGAGGCCUAGCAUUGAAAUGACAAAAUCAAACAAGUCUGUCAAAAACUUCAGCAAAAGAUUAAUCAAAAAUACUUUUCUACAGUUAGUCUAAUCAAAGCUUGAUUUUUGGAAAAAUAAAUACUUUUUACCAAAUAGCAGCAGUAUCUACAGUAUAGAAAGUGCUUUUUUAAAACUGCACUAAUGCAAUUAUUAACUAUUUCUUUCACAUUUUUUCUUAUAGUGCAAAAUCAUUAAGCUUUGGAACAAAGAUGUAAGACAUUUAUUGCGAACAUUAAAGAGUGGAUAAGGCCUUAAAGGGAU
Molecule: messenger RNA, 4213 nt
Organism: Etheostoma cragini (Arkansas darter)
Lineage: Eukaryota; Metazoa; Chordata; Actinopteri; Perciformes; Percidae
Gene: emilin2b
Product: elastin microfibril interfacer 2b
Exons: 9
Coding region: 142-2976 (944 amino acids)
Molecular function (GO): protein binding
Source: RefSeq, a predicted model, not a curated record